This is a messenger RNA of Lecanosticta acicola, 1153 nucleotides long. The record is from the annotation of a GenBank genome assembly. NCBI's taxonomy places the organism in Eukaryota, Fungi, Ascomycota, Dothideomycetes, Mycosphaerellales, Mycosphaerellaceae.
AUGACUGCUCAACGGGCCGCACUCUUGAUCGGCAAAUUGUCGCACACUCGCAAAGAGUGGGAGGCUCUGGCAUCGCUCGUCAAAUUGAAGGUAUGAUCCAGGUAUGAGAUCAGGUCUUUGGGAACCGCGUAGCUAACAGCUUUAUAGGAAUACGAGAGCGGUUCGAGGGAGGAUUUCAUCAAGCGAUGUAAAGCGGGAGAAUUUGACGAUGUCAUUGGACUUUACCGAUCGAACGAUUCGACAGCCAUCACGGGACCUUUUGAUGAAGAGUUGGUAUCUGCUUUGCCAAAGAGCUUGAAGUACAUUGCGCACAAUGGAGCUGGAUACGACAAUAUCAACGUGCCCGCAGUGACCGAGCGGAAUAUCGAAGUGAGCAGCACGCCCAUUGCGGUGAAUGAUGCUACUGCAGAUAGUAAGUCGAACCUACCUCCUACCCCGGUCAAGUUUCACGAUGUCUUCCGACGUUGUCGUAUUUUUGGAGGACCAAUAAUGACCGUGUGUUACAGUUGCAAUGUUCCUCAUCCUGGGCGCGCUCCGACGGGUUACAAUACCUUUCACCGCUGUUCGAAAGCAAGAGUGGAGAGGCAAGAACUUCGGUCUUGGUCAUGAUCCCAAGAAGAAAGUUCUGGGAGUCCUCGGAAUGGGCGGGAUUGGACAAGCCGUGGCGCACCGAGCGAAGGCUUUCGGCAUGACGAUACAGUACUACAACCGCAAUCGCCUUCCGGAGAAGGAAGAGCAGGGAGCGAAAUACGUCUCCUUCGACGAGCUCAUGAAGACGUCUGACGUGCUCAGUCUCAACUUGGCUCUCAACCCUUCCACGAGACACGUUAUCGCCGCACCGCAAUUCGCACAGAUGAAAGACGGAGUUGUCAUCGUGAACACCGCCCGCGGACCGAUCAUCGACGAAGCGGCACUCGUAGACGCCCUGAACUCCGGCAAGGUAUUCUCCGCGGGUCUGGAUGUCUUUGAAGAGGAACCCAAGAUCCACCCGGGCCUGCUUGAGAACGAGAACGUGGUGCUCCUGCCGCACAUUGGUACCGCAACGGCUGAGACUCAGAAGGAUAUGGAACUCUUGGUGCUCGACAAUUUGAAGAGCGCGAUUGAGGGUAAGGGUCUGAUCACGCAGAUUCCGGAGCAGAAGGGGAAGAAGUAG